Molecule: messenger RNA, 564 nt
Organism: Opisthocomus hoazin
Lineage: Eukaryota; Metazoa; Chordata; Aves; Opisthocomiformes; Opisthocomidae
Source: RefSeq, a predicted model, not a curated record
GGAGUGGAACAUCAAAAGCAGUUGAUGACUCUUCUGCAUCUCUUCCUCUGGCCCAGCUUAUUAAGACUGCCAACCUGGCUGCGGCCAAUGCUUCCGAAGAGGAUAAAAUAAAGGCCAUGAUGGUGCAGUCUUGCCAGGAGUACGAUCCCAUCAAUUACAUGAAAAGACCCGUGGGUCCACCUCCAUCAUUGUUCACUUGCCUUUACUGCGGAAAACCGGCCCACUAUAGAAAGAACUGCCCGACAAGUGGGGACAAAAAUUUUGUGCCUGCUCCCAGAAUGAGAAGGAGCACAGGAAUUCCGAGGAGUUUCCUGAUUGAGCUGAAAGAUCCCAACACAAAGGGCGCGAUGCUGACAAAGACGGGAAAAUACGCAAUACCAAUUAUUAAUGCGGAAGCUUACGCCAGAGGCAAGAAGGAGAAGCCUCCCUUUGUGCCAGAGGAGCUGCCCUCCUCCUCCUCCUCCUCCGAUGCCCUUCCAGAUGAGCAGCUGUGCCUCAUCUGCAAAGACGCAAUGACUGAUGCAGCCGUUACUCCCUGCUGCGGCAGCAGUUACUGUGACGAGU